GUUGUGACUGAAACCCGUCAAUAUGGCGGCGAUCGGCCGCGGCCGCUCUCUGAAGAACCUCCGAAUACGAGGGCGGAAUGACAGCGGCGAGGAGAACGUCCCGCUCGAUCUGACCCGAGAACCUUCUGAUAACUUGAGGGAGAUUCUCCAAAAUGUGGCCAAAUUGCAAGGAGUAUCAAAUAUGAGAAAGCUGGGCCAUCUGAAUAACUUCACCAAGCUUCUUUGUGAUAUUGGCCACAGUGAAGAAAAACUGGGUUUUAAUUAUGAAGACAUCAUAAUUUGUUUGCGCUUAGCUUUAUUAAACGAGGCUAAAGAAGUAAGAGCAGCCGGGUUGCGAGCGCUGCGCUAUCUCAUCCAAGAUUCCAGUAUCCUGCAGAAGGUGCUAAAACUGAAGGUGGACUAUUUAAUAGCUAGGUGCAUUGACAUUCAGCAGAGCAACGAGGUGGAGAGGACACAAGCUCUUCGCUUAGUCAGAAAGAUGAUUACUGUGAAUGCUUCCUUGUUUCCUAGUUCUGUGGCCAACUCAUUAAUUGCGGUUGGAAAUGAUGGGCUUCAGGAACGAGACAGAAUGGUCCGGGCUUGUAUUGCCAUCAUCUGUGAACUAGCACUUCAGAACCCAGAGGUGGUAGCCCUUCGAGGAGGACUAAACACCAUACUGAAAAAUGUGAUUGAUUGCCAGUUAAGUCGAAUAAAUGAGGCUCUCAUUACUACAAUUUUGCACCUUCUUAAUCAUCCAAAGACCCGGCAGUAUGUGCGAGCUGAUGUAGAAUUAGAGCGAAUUUUAGCACCCUAUACUGAUUUCCACUACAGACACAGUCCAGAUACAGCUGAAGGACAGCUCAAAGAAGACAGAGAAGCACGAUUUCUAGCCAGUAAAAUGGGAAUCAUUGCGACAUUCCGCUCAUGGGCAGGUAUUAUUAAUUUAUGUAAACCUGGAAAUUCUGGGAUACAGUCUCUAAUUGGAGUACUUUGCAUACCGAAUAUGGAAAUAAGGCGAGGUCUGCUCGAAGUGCUCUAUGAUAUUUUUCGUCUCCCUCUGCCUGUUGUGACAGACGAGUUCAUAGAAGCCCUGCUCAGUGUAGAUCCAGGAAGAUUCCAGGACAGUUGGAGGCUUUCAGAUGGCUUUGUGGCAGCUGAGGCAAAAACUAUUCUUCCCCAUCGUGCUAGAUCCAGGCCAGACCUCAUGGACAAUUACUUGGCUCUGAUACUCUCUGCAUUUAUUCGUAAUGGACUUUUGGAGGGCUUGGUCGAAGUGAUAACCAACAGUGACGACCACAUCUCAGUGAGGGCCACCAUCCUUUUAGGAGAGCUCCUGCAUAUGGCAAACACCAUCCUGCCUCACUCACAUAGCCACCAUCUGCACUGCUUGCCAACCCUCAUGAACAUGGCUGCAUCCUUCGAUAUUCCCAAGGAAAAGAGGCUGCGAGCCAGUGCAGCCCUGAACUGUUUAAACCGCUUCCAUGAGAUGAAGAAGCGAGGACCUAAGCCCUACAGCCUUCAUUUAGAUCACAUCAUUCAGAAAGCAAUCGCAACUCACCACAAGCGGGAUCAGUAUCUUCGAGUUCAGAAAGAUAUAUUUGUUCUUAAGGAUACAGAGGAAGCUCUUUUAAUAAACCUUAGAGACAGCCAAGUCCUUCAACAUAAAGAGAAUCUUGAAUGGAACUGGAAUCUGAUUGGGACCAUUCUUAAGUGGCCAAAUGUAAAUCUAAGAAACUAUAAAGAUGAGCAAUUACACAGGUUUGUGCGCAGACUUCUUUACUUUUACAAGCCCAGCAGCAAACUGUAUGCUAGUCUGGAUCUGGACUUGGCCAAGUCCAAGCAGCUCACGGUUGUUGGCUGUCAGUUUACAGAAUUUCUUCUUGAGUCUGAAGAGGACGGGCAAGGAUACUUAGAAGAUCUCGUGAAAGAUAUUGUUCAGUGGCUCAAUGCUUCAUCUGGAGUGAAACCUGAGAGAAGCCUUCAGAAUAAUAGCUUACUGACCACCCUUAGUCAACACUACUUCUUAUUUAUUGGAACACUCUCUUGUCAUCCUCAUGGAGUCAAAAUGCUGGAAAAGUGCAGUGUCUUUCAGUGUCUCCUUAAUCUUUGUUCCUUGAAAAACCAAGAUCACCUGCUAAAACUCACUGUUUCCAGCCUAGACUAUAGCAGAGAUGGAUUAGCCAGAGUCAUUCUUUCAAAAAUCCUCACGGCAGCUACGGAUGCUUGCAGACUAUAUGCAACAAAACAUUUAAGGGUUUUAUUGAGAGCUAACGUUGAAUUCUUCAACAACUGGGGAAUUGAGUUACUAGUAACUCAGCUACAUGAUAAAAACAAAACAAUUUCUUCUGAAGCGCUGGAUAUUCUUGAUGAAGCUUGUGAAGACAAGGCCAAUCUUCAUGCUCUGAUUCAGAUGAAACCAGCCUUAUCCCACCUCGGAGACAAGGGCUUGCUUCUGCUCCUGAGAUUUCUUUCCAUUCCGAAAGGAUUUUCUUACCUGAAUGAAAGGGGUUAUGUUGCAAAGCAGUUGGAAAAAUGGCACAAGGAAUAUAAUUCAAAGUAUGUUGACUUGAUUGAGGAACAACUUAAUGAAGCCCUCACUACAUACAGGAAGCCUAUUGAUGGUGAUAACUACGUUCGUCGCAGUAAUCAAAGACUACAGCGACCUCAUGUCUACCUGCCCGUACACCUUUAUGGACAACUGGUACACCACAAAACAGGCUGCCAUUUACUGGAAGUACAGAGUAUCAUCACAGAGCUCUGUCACAAUGUCCGCACUCCAGACUUGGAUAAAUGGGAAGAUAUUAAAAAGCUGAAAGCCUCUCUUUGGGCCUUGGGAAAUAUUGGCUCAUCGAAUUGGGGGCUUAAUUUGCUACAGGAAGAAAAUGUGAUCCCAGAUAUACUAAAACUUGCAAAACAGUGUGAGGUCCUUUCCAUCAGAGGGACCUGUGUAUAUGUUCUUGGGCUCAUAGCUAAAACCAAGCAAGGCUGUGAUAUUCUAAAAUGUCACAGCUGGGAUUCUGUAAGGCACAGUCGCAAGCAUCUAUGGCCAGUGGUUCCAGAUGAUGUGGAGCAGCUCUGCAAUGAGCUCUCAUCUGUCCCAAGCACCCUCAGCUUGAACUCUGAGUCGACCAGCUCUAGACAUAACAGUGAGAGUGAGUCUGCACCAUCAAGCAUGUUCAUACUGGAGGACGACCGCUUCGGCAGCAGCUCCACCAGUACAUUUUUCCUUGACAUCAAUGAAGAUGCUGAGCCAGCAUUUUAUGACCGACCUGGACCCAUAAAAGAUAAAAAUUCAUUUCCCUUUUUUGCCUCUAGCAAACUUGUAAAGAAUCGUAUCUUAAGUUCACUUACUUUGCCUACUAAAAAACACCGCAGUAGCAGUGAUCCAAAAGGAGGAAAACUGUCAUCUGAAAAUAAGACAAGCAACCGGCGAAUCAGAACCCUUACAGAGCCCAGUGUUGACUCUAAUCACAGCGAAGACUUCACAACUUCCUCAGCACAGAAAACAUUACAGCUAGAAACUUCCUUUGUUGGGAAUAAGCACCUUGAAGACACGGGCAGCACUCCAAGUAUCGGAGAGAAUGACCUAAAAUUCCCUAAGAGUUGUGGUACAGAGACUCACAGAGAAAACACAAGCCGAGAAAGGUUGGUUGUGGAAGGCUCAGCAAGCUCCCAUAUGAAGAUCCGCAGCCAAAGUUUUAACACGGACACUACAACGAGUGGCAUCAGUUCAAUGAGCUCAAGCCCCUCCCGAGAGACUGUCGCUGUAGACCCUACAACUGUGGACACGGACUGUGGAAGUCUGAGUACUGUGGUAAGUACUAAAACUGUUAAGACGAGCCACUAUUUGACACCACAGUCUAACCAUCUGUCUCUCUCCAAAUCGAACUCAGUGUCCCUGGUGCCACCAGGUUCUUCUCAUACCCUUCCUAGAAGAGCACAGUCCCUUAAAGCGCCCUCCAUUGCAACAAUAAAAAGUCUAGCCGAUUGCAACUUCAGCUACACAAGUUCUAGAGAUGCCUUUGGCUAUGCUACACUGAAAAGAUUACAGCAGCAAAGAAUGCACCCAUCCUUGUCUCACUCUGAAGCUUUGGCGUCGCCCGCAAAAGAUGUGCUCUUUACGGACACCAUCACCAUGAAGGCCAACAGCUUUGAGUCCAGACUGACGCCAAGCAGGUUUAUGAAAGCUUUAAGUUACGCAUCAUUAGAUAAAGAAGAUUUAUUAAGUCCUAUUAAUCAAAAUACCCUUCAGCGAUCCUCCUCGGUUAGGUCUAUGGUGUCCAGUGCUACAUACGGAGGUUCCGAUGACUACAUUGGACUUGCUCUUCCAGUAGACAUCAAUGACAUAUUCCAGAUAAAGGAUAUUCCUUACUUUCAAUCAAAGCAUGUGCCUCCCCCAGAUGACCGAGGCGCGAGAAUGUUUUCCCAUGAUGGAGGAGGUCUUUCAUCUGGAGCUGGCGGUCUCGUGAAGAACUCUUUUCACUUGCUACGGCAGCAGAUGAGUCUCACAGAAAUAAUGAACUCUGUCCAUUCGGACGCUUCUCUGUUCUUAGAGAGCACAGAAGACACAGGACUUCAGGAGCACACAGAUGACAAUUGCCUUUACUGUGUCUGCAUUGACAUCCUGGGCUUCCAGCCCAGUAACCAGCUAAGCUCCAUCUGUAGUCACUCCGAUCUUCAAGAUAUUCCGUACUCUGAUUGGUGCGAGCAAACGAUCCACAAUCCCUUAGAAGUGGUUCCCUCUAAGUUCUCGGGGAUUUCUGGAUGCAGCGAUGGUGCAUCUCAGGAAGAAGGCUCAGCUAGCAGCACCAAGAGCACUGAGCUGUUACUGGGUGUUAAAACCAUUCCAGAUGAUACACCGAUGUGCCGGAUCCUGCUUCGUAAAGAAGUGCUAAGAUUAGUCGUCAACUUAAGUAGUUCAGUUUCCACCAAGUGUCACGAAACUGGGCUUUUGACCAUUAAAGAGAAAUAUCCUCAAACAUUUGAUGACAUAUGCCUUUAUUCUGAAGUUUCUCAUCUGUUGUCACACUGCACAUUUAGACUUCAAUGUCGGCGGUUCAUACAAGAGUUAUUUCAGGAUGUACAGUUUUUACAAAUGCAUGAAGAAGCAGAGGCUGUGUUGGCAAUUCCACCAAUUCAACCUGUAGUUGAUGAGUCUGCUGAAUCCUGACCUCAUAUUUAUGAUGUUUAUAGGUAGAUACUAUAUAUGUAUUCAUACUUGUGGAUUUCCUGAAAGCCUCACAAAAUACUGACUGGCUGACAGUGAGGCAGGAGAACCUUCUGACACUGACCAGCAGUUAUUGGUACAGAACUGCUAGAACUGCUGGCAUCCCUAGACAAGCCAACUUCUCUCCCAUGUUGGGCCCUCCUCGGGGCUCGUGAUUUAUUACCACGGUUUUAAUUCAGUUACCAUCAUAUGCAAGAGCCAAGCACUGAAUACCUACAUAGGUUUUCUAUUUUUUUAUUUUAAAAGCAUAAUGGCAGUGGAACAAAACAGGACAUGAAGAAGCAUCCUUCACACAGUUGUUUCUGAAUGCUUUUUUAUCAAGGGUAAUACAAAAGAUGCCUUGUUUGUUAACUAAUUUGUGGAAAGCAGGAGUCUCUGACUCCGAGGCUGCAUCCUGUGACCCCAUGGGCUGUAACUGCUGGUAUCAGAGGAACACACUCGCCUCUCCACACUUCCUUAAUGUCUGUAACACUACUUCAGAGGUUUAUAACUUCAAAGCAGAAGGAAAGCCUCAACUCUCGGGACUUAGAAGUUAGUUUACGAUGCUAGACUGCAUAAGGAUGCAUAUUUGUUCUCCUCUUCAGGUUUGUUGCAAUAUGUUGUUAAAGGCUAUUUUUACUAAUUAAGGUUUUUCACUACGGUUGUGAUCAAAUAAAUAGUAUAUAUGAAAUACUUUCAUGUCCAGAACACAUGAUACCCAACCUCAUCAACUCCUCUCACCACUUCAGAGGGACUGAACCAGCGUUAGUAGUCUGGACCCAAGCAAAAGAAGCGUUAAGUGAUGCCGCAGUCUCUCAAGGAAAGCCGGGUUUGCCUGCAGUUUACACAUUCCAGGGAAACGAGGAAGAGCCAUAAGUCCUAUCGAAAAGUCAUUCAGACUCGUUAUUAAGAUUAAAAAUUGUGGUGAAAAGCCUUAAUUACUAAAUUUUAAAGCAGCGGUAAUUUAAUUUUUGUUAGUGUUCCUGUUUUGCAUAAAUUGCAGUUAUAGGUGAGUUAAAAGUAUAGUUGUUGCCUUUAUCACGUUUGUGAAGUUGAUGAAGGCAAGAUUUUGUCUGUCUAAUUUGUUUAUGUAUAAAGAGACUUGGAAAUCUUUACAGGAAUUAAACAUAUAUGCAAAUUUGUACAUAAAGUAGCAUGAACAUCAUUACUAGAAUGCUUACACGUGAAAGGGUUAUCUUUUUUGAAAUCAUAACUAUUGAACAAACCAUCCAGCUGGACUGACUAGGACCUUUGUAAUUCCUUUGUGUAACCCAUUUUACAAUUGCACAUCAGCUUUAACACGUCAUAGACAUUGGUCCAUAUUUUCCCAUGUCGUACACCCUUCUCAUAAUGGUCUUGUUUGCAAGACCGCUGUAAAGUACCCUGUGAACUAGAAAACAUAACUCACAGAAAUUUUUCUUUGAACUUGCUGGCACUGAAAGUUGGCACUGAGAUGAAGCAUUUCGUGUCCCUUCCUGACUCCUCUUUGACUGCACUUCAGUGAGUUGUUCUUAUGUGCACUGUAUAGCAACUUCCAUGAUAACAAAGCAGACAAGGGCUCUAAGCUGCUGCUCACAUUACAGCACAGUUCACCUUUUCCCAGAAAAUUCAGUGAGGGUAAAACUUCCUUUUCAACUUCGUCACUGAACCCGUGUUCAUUAAAUGUCAGCAGUGCUUCUAAGAGCAUGCCUGUCACCUUGGUCUUUGGUCUUGGACAAUAAAACUGCCUUUCCAGAGAACCAAAUGUCAGAGAUACUAGACCAAAUAAUGGUUACAGUUCCAAAGGAAGUAAUGUAGUCUUAUUCAUAAACGGGAUUAACAUUUUAGACAUUCAUUUUAAACACUACCUCAGUUAACAGAGUAUAUAAAAUCUGUGGUUUCGUCCCUUGAAAGUUAAUAACUUUUCUUGUUUGUUUUUCUUCACACAAAUCUAUGCCCAUCCUCACGCCCCUGAGUCAGCCAUCCUGAAACUGAGGCUAUGCCCUAGUGUCCCAAGCCAAGGAUUGUGUUUUGACUUUUGACUGUUACUUUGAAUAUGUGUGUGUGUGUGUGUGUGUGUGUGUGUGUGUGUGUGUGUGUGUGUGAUCGUAUCUGCCUAUAGCACUUACUUUGGGAAGAUAUCAGAGCUUUGUGAUUAUCAGUAUAUUGGGGGAAAUUGUCUAUGCUUAAAUUUAUAGUGCUAUUUGGUUUAACCAUGGUUUCACCAACAGGUGUAAUACAUUUCUUUUAAGUACAUGUAUAACAGUAGACUUUUAUGAUGAAAACUACAUGCAGUGCCAAGUGAUUAGCAUAGGUGUUUAAGACUAUUAAAUUAUAGCAGAAAAGGUUAUGAAUGAUGUCAAUGGUAAUAGAAAUCAUUGAGAAAGUUGUCUAUAAAUAUUAGAUAUUACCAAAAUGUCAAUACUGUAGUUUUUCAAGAGUUUAGAAUUAAUCUUAGUCAUAUAAAUUUGUACUAUUGAUAAUUAUUUAAUAAUUUGGAGGAGUUUGAACAGUUAAGCUGGUUGUAAACUGUGAAUUUCUAAUUGUAAAUUGUCAUUUCUAAUUGAAAUUUUUUCAAGAACAGAUUUCAGCUUCACAUACUAAGUACUGACAAAUAAAAAAGUGAGAAAUUUAGUAUUUAUAAGAAAAUAGGCUCUAAAAUAUCUUAUGCUUUUCUGUUUCUGCUUGGAGUAUAAUGGAGGAAGACAGUGUUCCCUGACCUAAGUGUUUCUAAUAAAGAGUAAGUGUAGAGACAUCCCACAAGACAAUGGCAGUGCAAGGCUCUUAGGAAGUGUGUGCAUUCUUGCUGUGGUGAUGUAUCCAAGUCUCCAGGAGCCGCGUCCUCGGUAGCAUUCGGCUCUUCUCCAGAGCUUGAGACAGUUGACGCUGGAUUCCCUCACUGAGGCCAGGUGUGCAGUGGGCUGCCAGUGUGUGUAGACUGUCUAGUGCUGUUUCCAUGCACUCUCAGCCCCCGCAGAAGAUGCCCCCGAUGCCCCAUUCUAAGCACAGACCAUUAAGCAAUAAACAAAAUUCUCAUUCAAAUGAUAAUAAAUUUAGAAUAUAAUUAUAUAUUCUCCUGUGAUAAGAGUUAGGUGCUAAUUUUGUGUGAGAAGAACAUGUGACCUCUUUGGAAAUAUAGUUUGGAAGUAAAGUUUUUCCCCCUCCUUUUACUUCCAUUUUGUCCCAAAUUCACAAUUCAUGAAAGAAAAGUAGAAUUGUUUGGGAGACUUCUAAGAAGAGCUGCUUGCAAUAAGCAUUUCAGAUUUUCCUGAGUGUGGGUUGGGAGCAUCUCCAUUUCCUCCAUACUGACAAAGCCUGUUGUUCCACCUUCACAUCUCUUAGCUAGGAGAGUGUCUCUACAUUGAGUCUCACCUCAGCCUGCCAGUGACCCUGAGGGCAGUGCUGAGGAAGCACAGGAGCCUGUGCUAGUCUUUACAAAGAGCCGUUUUCUUUUCAUUUCAGCUCCCCGGGGGUUCAUUAUAGUACAUUGACAUGAUUCUCAGAAUGUGGGAUUCCGCCCCUUUGAGUAUUUUUAUAGUUAGGUGGAUAGCUCUGCCACAGAUGCAUGGAUUGCACAUUUUGACUCUAUAAUUCUUAGUGUGAAAAUUUAAUUUAUGCCAAAAAGAAAACAUAUCUUACAAUUUCCCCAACUAGGUUGAUCUAGCACAAAAUGCAAAGUCUUGGGGCAGAGUGGGAGUGGUUAGAAUUUUUAAUGUAUGAUUGUGGAAAAAUGUUCCAUUACUACCCUGUCAAAAACCCUAAUGAUGCAUUGUGAAACAAAUGAUGUAAAUUAAAUUAGCUUUGAAAAGUGGUAAGGGAUCAUAAAGAGAAUCUCAGACUUAAUGCUCUCUGACCACAUGACUUUUUUUUUUUUUAAUUUAGUAAUACGCUGCUACAUUUUUGGAGGUUCUGGUGUUUGUAGGUCACUGAACAGACAUUGAAAUCUGAUUUAUAUUGUAUAACUGUAACAUAGAAAGAAAAAGUAUUUAUAUAUUUUCCUUAAGAAUAUUUCAUUGAGUUGUGUAUAAUUUAAAUAAGAUUUGUCCCUAAAUGGUUUUGCUCACUUUGAUUUUUUUUGUUGUUGUUGUUAUUGUGGUUGUAUUGUUUUUGUACAAUGUGUACAGUUUAUGUUAAGGGCAUUAAAGCCUCCUGAAGCAUAAUCUUAUCAAAGGGAUUCAUUGUUAAUAAAAUGUACUUAAAAUUCUUAAA
Mus pahari (shrew mouse) is the source of this 9373-nucleotide messenger RNA. RefSeq names its product RPTOR independent companion of MTOR complex 2 (gene Rictor). Bases 23 to 5149 code for a protein of 1708 amino acids. The transcript has 38 exons. The record is from RefSeq and is a predicted model, not a curated record. Gene Ontology annotation, biological process: TORC2 signaling; positive regulation of phosphatidylinositol 3-kinase/protein kinase B signal transduction. Gene Ontology annotation, molecular function: protein serine/threonine kinase activator activity. Lineage: Eukaryota; Metazoa; Chordata; Mammalia; Rodentia; Muridae. Gene Ontology annotation, cellular component: TORC2 complex.